AGUUUCCUUGUACUGAGCUUAUGUUCUCCACCCACUACUUAGUAAGAACUCCUUAACAACUUAAAGCUUUAUCCCUGUGAGUACCAGAAAAGUGAUCUGAGUAUUUAUUGAGCAGGGAGAACAAACUGCUUGCUCCAGGCAGGGAGAAAGCUUAUGGAAAUUAUAUUAGACCUUCAGCAAAGUGCACAGCUGCAUCAUACAGAAGCUGAGACUCAAACUGACAGGCAAAUAAGCCAGAUCACGGAAGGGGCCUCUGUGUGGCAGCUCUGAGCUACCAAGUGUUGGACAACUAGGCAAAAAGUGCAAUGGAACAGGGCAGAAAAUAACACACUAACUUCAGGCAACUGUUGCUUAUUCAUGGACUGGAAAGAAACAUUUUCCAUAGAUGUCGGUUUCUGUCUCUGUGAUGCUGCACUCUGAGUGAUGCCACGUUCAGCACUGAGUACUACUGGCAAAAUGAGAGGCUUCUCAGAAUGAGAUCUCCGAUGUCCCCCUACAGUCUGCAGUCGCACGGCUGGCGGUGUGGCACAGACGGAGCAAGGGUUACAUCAAGGCUGUUCUCUGGACCGUGCAAACAGUCUAGACCAAUGACCUGCAUCAUCGUGCCCUUUGAAGAAGAGGCAAGUUCAGUCACGACGAAGAAAAAUCAAGGCGUACCCCUUUUAACAAUAGGGAGCAGCUCGUGGCUGCAAAGAGGUGUACAGCUGCCCUUCCACCUCCCAGCAGGGCUGUGUUUGCUGCUCCACAAGCUGCAGAACAAGAGAAGCCAACUUGAGGAGCUUGCACAUUGUGAUACCCUCAGUGAUUUCUUUACAAUAUAUUCUGCUCCAGCCAGUGAAUUUUGUUUAACUGACCAGCUGAACGGCUUCCUGAAGAGCUCUGAGUUUUCUAUGCCAGAUUCUGCUCCAGUGGCUAGGACCUUUAUGGCUGCUGUUUCUUUUGCUCUGGGAUCUGAUGGAGGAAAAAAAAAAAAAAAAGCCACGAUGGAUCCUGUCUCUAAAGUAGAAAUUUUCUUUUUCAUUCUGCAAACAAGGCUAAAGAUCGGAGGAGAAUGAAUGCAAAAGUAAUUCAGGAUUGUGGUCGUGCCAUUAAAAGUGUUCGGCUUCAGGACAAAAUUAUUUGGGAAUUCCGAGCAUUUCUUCUUACUGUAUCGACAGUAUUUGAAAGUUAUGUGUGCUUUGAGUAAUCUGGUUCAAGUGACAACAAUCUCUGCAUGUCAAUGUUUUCUGCAGCUUAUGGAGUGAAGGCUAGUUGUGCCACUGGGAAGGAAGAAGCUUUUUCUAGCAGUCUGUAGAAGGAUUAAAUGUUGAACGUGGGGAACAGGAAAAAAGUGAAUACAUGCCCAAAGGUUAUCCGUGCAUCGUGAAUGGGUUUAAAGUACUCUGUAACCCAGGGCCCACCUGAACAGUAGGACUAAAAGUAUAAUGGGAAAAUAUUUCAAUUAGAACCCCCUUAACAAGCAUUUAAUCCUUCUUUCAGGCAUUAAGGAAAUAGAAUAAAAUUGUUACUGUACAAAUCUGCUGGAAGCAGAUUUUAACCCAUUUGUAGACGCUUCCCUCUGAUGCAUUAUAGUAACAUAGCUGCUUGCAAAACAAGGCAGUGAAGAUUUUUAUCCUGUGUUCUUUGUUUUUUCUUUUCAAAAGUUAAGGACUAUACUCUCAGAAAAGUCUGUUCGGUCAGCUGAUACAUUGUUUGAAUGUAUGUAUGCAUCUUGCCUGCUUAUUUGAUCUUUUCUGCCCCCUACUUGAAACUGUGAUUUGUUUAUUUGGGGGGGAAAGGAGGUGGUGUUAAUUUGGGGGUGGGGGGGACAUUGGUUUUAAAGUUUAUUUUGGGUUUGGAGGUUUGUUUUUUUUUUCUAUUUAAUAAUAGCAGUGAAAGUUUUGGUGACAGCGAUUAUGACUACCAAACAGUUCAGUUUAUUGGAAGACGAAAUCUACUGGAUCAUAUCGGACUUUUCCUAGUCCCUGAGACCCUAACUUGUGAGGUUUUUUAGCAACAAUCACAAGUCAGGCUCUUGGGACCUAGGCGGAGGGGAACCAGCAGCUUUGGACUGUGAUUGUUUCUCUGCAGAAUUUAGAGAACCAAAGGAGCUUUCUUUGCCUGGAAGGGUGAAAAGGAAAAUAUACCUAUUUCAAGUGUUAAGCAUCAGAACUCUUCCUAAAAAAAAAAAAAAAUAAAAAUCUAAACAACUGUUACCCAUUGUGCAACAUUAGGAUGUUACAUAUUUAUAUGUUUAGAAAACUGGACUAGAAGUCAUACAAUAUUUAGAGUUAAAAUGUAACCUGAAUGUUUGUUUGCACCUGAAACCUGCCCCCAAACAACAAAAACAACAAAACCCCCACUCAAAACAGAUAGUAAAAUAUACAAAAGACUUCCAACCAUAAAAUUAAUGCCACUAUUAUUAUAGACAGUUCUGAUAGAUAAUUACCACAAAGGAUAUACAUUUAUCCUUACUGUUACAGCAUUAAUUGACUUUUAAAACAUAAAACACAAACACUGAUGUUUGAGGCCUAGAAAACAUUCAUUCUGUUGUUUGAAUAAUGAUUCCAGUCUACAGGAAAACUGUUGCUUAGCUUUUCCUGUAACAUGGAACAAAGAGUAUUUUGUAGUUAGUUGCCAUCCUUUUUCUUUGUCCAAGUGAGAACACAAUGUCAUUUAAAAUAUUCUCUCAUUUAAUUUACAUUUUAAUCUGAAAGAGAAUAUUGGUUUAAAAAUCAUACUACAACAUUAACAUCCCUUUGCACUCAGAAACAUAUUUCUUGUAGCUGCUCAAUUUAAAGUGAACCCACAAUACUCUAAGCACCCGACUUCUAACUCCACCAUCACUUCUUAUAUUUUUUAUCCCUCUGAAAAAACCAGUGUGAGCUGUAGCUUGUCCCUCAUGUGUUAAGUUCUUCACUGACUGCAUUAGGAAAUUCACAAGCACAUGAGCUAUUCUGCACUGCUUAUUUGUCUCAAACAUCUGAUCUAAAACACAUAAUCUGAUUUGUAUUUCUUAAUAUUUUGUAGGUGAGUUAGUUCUGAGUCAUUUUUCUCUGUUUCCUGUGCCUAACCAAGAUGCUGCAGGACUUUGUUGAUGCAUCAGGCUUCCCUGAAACAAAGGCUUCACACAGAUCAGGCAUCUAAACUAUUUGUUCAUUUCAAAAAUGGUAUUUUGGCUGCAGUAUAUUUUUUCCACUUGUGUGGGAGGAAUUGUGUUUUAUUGUAAGCAUCAACACUAUUGUUAAAAUAAAUUGUUCUUAUCUGUUAGUAUAAUACUUUUUCUUCUUGUCUUGUUUUCUUAAGAGAAAGAAACUAUGUUCAGUACAUAGUUUUCAAGUUGCUCAAGAUAUAAUUAGUCUUUAAAUAGUUAUAAAAAAUAUUGCCUUAGCAAUUACAAUGAUGAUACUGUUCCUGUAAAUAUGUAAUUCUUUUCUUCAUAAACUGUCAAUCCCACAUGCUAAGAACAUCCAAAAGAGCUACUUGCAAAAAUUUAAGAUACAAAGGUAACGUUUUUAACACAGACAUGAUAUUUAAUGUUGACUUCUGUUUAGGCAAUAUAGGAAAAGCAGAUCUGAAUGUGUAUAGAAAAAACAAAUGCACCCAGAUAGAUGCUAUGCUACACUCGUGAAGCACUUUGUUGGGAAUUUAUACAUAUUAUGUAGCAGUUUUCAAUACUGAAAACAGGUUAUUAAAGAUACUGAUCAGGUGAACACAUAUUCUGUUCAUUCAAGCUGUAUAAUGAGAUAAAACUAUAUUGUGUGUUGGUAAUACAUGUCAAUAUACAAUUUAAAUUACACAUAGUACUUAUAAAAAUAAAAAUCUUUAUAGAUUUAUUCAGCUGUACAAUGCACCCAUCUAUGCAUAUUAAAGAUUGUUGUUGCAUUUAUUUUUUGAUCAGCAAAAUUUACUUGAAUGAAGAUAGUCCACAUUUAUCACUCUGAAUUAUUUUUGCAUUUAACACUGUGUGUACAAUGAAGGCGAAAUUGUGGUGUGAAAUGUUUUGUCUCUGUCAGUCUGAAGAUUUCUACUAUGCUCUGCCCUGCACUGAGACUAAGAAGAAAAUGAAUCAUUAGAAACCCCUGCCUGGCGUAUUUGGUGCUCCAGCAAAAGUGGUGAAUAUGCAGUCCUGCCUCUGCAUUACUGCUUGAACUGGGAUGACUCCAGUGGCUCUGCUCUGCCCAUCGUGCUCACUGCUGCCCCUUGCCAUAGUGAUGGCAAAGUUGGUGCACUGCCUGCCUCUUUUCCUGCUCCCUCUUCUUCCCCAGGGCAGCACAGCCAGCCCAGCCUCAGGUACACAGGUAGGGCAGAGGUGGAUGGAGGGGAGGGAGCAGCAGGGUCUUCACUCAGGCAGAAUUUCCACCAGGAUCAGCAACGUGUUUCCAUGUCCUGGGACUGCGUGACAACACCUACAGAGACUGCAGGAAGCAGUCCCAAAUACCCAGUGACAGUAUAUGAAAGCUGUCUCUAUUAGCACAAAUAAAUAGAAAGCAUCCUCUUCGGUAUGCUAUACUUAGAUAUAUAUACAGAAUUUCAAUACUUUUCUAUAUAUAGGAAUCAUAUAUUUCUAUACCACUUGAUGUUGUUUCACUGCAAAAUGCAUUUAAAUGCUCUUUAAUAAGUGAUUUCAGAGUAAUCAGCUUGUGCUACAACAAAAAACAAAAAACAAAAACACGAGCUCUUGCAAAGGGGGAGGAAGAGAGAGAGAGAGAGUGGAAAAGAUGUGUGGUGCAUACAAAAAAGGACUGAUAUUAACAAUUCGAUGGGUUCCUAGUUGGUGGAGCAGACUGAGCCAGACGCAUAUAUUAGCGCUGUCUGCUGCUGAUGGGAGCCUGCUCAAUGCGGUGGAAAUGAAGGAUCACCUAGGCUCUGACACCAGCUUAUUUGUACCUUUUAAUUUUAAAAAGGAAAAUCACUGUUUUACAUAAACAUCUUAACCCCUACAUGGUUUUUUUUUUUUUCUUUUCCCCUCCCUCAUAUUGUUUGCUAAUUUACUGUCAACUUAAAGUGUUGUUUAGCUACAGCCCAACAAAACAUCAGUCAAAAAGAGUAUUAGCUUCUCUUUUGUCUGCCAUGUACAAUUGAGUUAUUAUGAUAAUUGUCUACUUUAAUUUUUAGUCUUCAUGGGAGAUGUAACAAUUUUCUGGAGCUUAAUUUUGGAGGCAUUUUAAGUUCCAGCUAUAUACAUUUCAUAUUUUACCCAAACAAUGCAAAAUAAAACCCAAAAAACCCCCCCAAAAAAAGGUCAUAGCUCAAGCUGGGGUGAUUUGAUCAAUUAUUUUCAUUAACCUGAAAAUCUUUAGCACCUUUGUAUGUUAUUACAUAUAUGGACAAGAUUUCUUUUCCAACCAUAUAAACUCUAAGAUCCUUUAAUACCGCACUGAAGACUGCUACAUGAGUCAAGGGAAUUCCAAUCCAAGUUAAUUACUGUUGGAAUUAGGGGAAAGAAUAUUUUACUCAAAGUUGUACAACAAGAAUCUACAAUUAUCACAUUUCAGGGCAUUGCUCUAUCCAUUUGAUGAAAAAAUGUCAAUGAGGUUUAACAGAAGAUGUUCUGCAUUUCCGUGGGUAAUGAAAAUCGGCACAUCCACGAUAAGCUAACACAACAUUUUCAGUGUGUUAAUAUUCAGUGCAGCAGAAAUUUCUGUAGGCAGUAAAUGUAGCCAUCAUUUCGAUUCGUGUGAUGAUUAUGCUCAAUUCCUGUCUAGGUGCAUAAUUUCACACUGAAAAGCAGUCGUCUCUUCUUAGGGACCAACUACAGCAAAAAAAAAAAAAAAAAAAACAAAAACAAACCAACCGAACCAAAACAACAACAAAAAACCCCAAAAACAAACAAGGAAAAGACGGCUGCUGUCUGGGUCUAUAACUAGCUAGAUAGUCACACAAUAGAAAAAAAAAACAUAUCUGGAAAACUAUAAAAAUGCCAGCUGAAACUGUAUCACUCAAUUAAAAGUAGAUUUAUUUUAUUAUAUUCAUUUAAAGUGGUUUUGUCCAAACAAUGUAUCUGAUGCAUUCAUCACCUUGUUAAGUUUUUUCAUUGUUUGAUGAUUACAAUAGGCAUCUUCAGAGUUUGUUGGAUGCUGUGUUAUUGCACUCCUUGGCAGCACUAGAGUGAUUCUUAUGGGGAGUUAUAUUCUGACCAGAAUCCAGCUCAAUUGAUUGAUGAGCUUCACUUGCAGUGCCUCAGUAGCAACAAGUGGAUGGAAGCCUUUAAGAAU
Molecule: messenger RNA, 6197 nt
Organism: Oenanthe melanoleuca
Lineage: Eukaryota; Metazoa; Chordata; Aves; Passeriformes; Muscicapidae
Exons: 7
Coding region: 474-1055 (193 amino acids)
Source: RefSeq, a predicted model, not a curated record